CACUGGAUUUUAAUUUAGACAAUUUAAACAAAAACAACCGGUUGCGCUAAAACACCGGUAUGCAACCCAAAUAGAGAUGAUUUUAAAGUAAAUUACAAAGAAUUAUGCUACUGUGCCUUGCCAAAAGGGCAAAAAGUGCUCAAGUGUGUAGUUGCAAAAAUUAUCAAGUUGUCCACUGACACCUGAGUUUUCAUUUGUUUUUUGUUUUUCAAUUCAAGUUUGUCAGUAUAAAAAACGACUCAAUUGCGAGAUAUUUCACCAGUUUGCAGUUCUUCGAAUUGAAUAAUGCGCUUUGGUGGCUUUUUCGCCACAGUACGAUUUCUUAGAAAGCCCAACCGGUUUUAAAUAGGGUGGUUCUGAGAAUUUGCAAUCCGCUUUCCCCUCUACCACCCGUUUGUGAAGUUUUGUGAGCUUUAAAGUCACCUUGGAGUCUCAUAAAAUCAGUUGACGCCUGUUCUCACCACGUGUCUAGACUUGACUCUUCCUCGAAGUUUUCAGGAAGAACAACAAAUGAAGAAAGAACUCAUCUAAUGGGAAUAAUCACAAAGCAGCCCGUUUUUUACUGUUAUUUUUAUUAACUCUUUAUUUAGGUCUGGUGAGGUCAGCUUUUCGAUUUGAUUUUUCGCCUCAAUCAGCACCGCUAUGUAAACUAAAAGAUGACGAAGUGGGAAACGCAUUGUAGCACUGAUUCCACCGAUUACACAGUGUUAAAUUUCAAAGGAAGUUCAAUAAAACUGGCCAAGUGGCAGACUGAACCAUUUACUGUAAAAGUAUUACAACAGUUGAACGACGAACCAAAAGUGAUACUAUCAUCGAUGAAAAAUGUGACCAAAAGAACAGAACUACAGUCUGAUGCCAAUGACCACAAUGUACCAGAUCUGUGUGACGGAAACUCCAUCGAAUAUUGUCACGAAGAAAUAAUUUAUACUAGUGAAACAACUGUAAAACUACCAGAUGAUGAUUUUUUCUUUGAUAUUGAGGAAAAUCCCAACAAUGUAAAUAAACACGAUGUUGAAAAAGAGCUUCAUAUGAUGUUCCAAGAUGUUAUCGAAGAAGAGGAACCAAUAAAAAAAUCUCCACCACCACAUCGUGAAAAACGCAAUAAGUCUAGAAAAUCAACACGUAAACUCUUAAUCGAACUAUUCGGAAGUCCAUUACACGAUAUUAUUGAGAAAAAACCACAAAAAAUCCAAAAUCAUCGAAGACAAUCACUACCAGUCUCAAUUAAUAUUACCGAUGAUAUUUUUAAACCUGUGAAGCGAAAAAGUGAAACAGACAUACAUAAUUUAAGUUUAUGUAAAGUGCAAAAAACGGUUAAAGUUCCAGUGUUUGCAAAUUCGGAAGUGUUUAACGUUGAUUAUCUCACUGUUACGAAACUAAAUAUACCACCAACAUAUUCCGAAACUGCCACACUUAAACUCACACUUGAAGAAAUGAAAAUCGCCACAAUUAUGACUAAACCUAAUUUGGGCAAAACUCAACAAGUGACCAAUACUCACAUCAUUGAUCUGACUCAGGAUAAUACCAAUCUUGAUUCGAUAAAAUACAAUAACACUGAAAUCAAGGCCGAAUCAAGCACAAAUGGUUUAUCAAUGCCUUCUUUAUCACCAACAACUCCGGAUCAACCGAUAAGAACAGAAACUGUUAUCUGUGAAAGGAAAACCACAUCCUCUCCUAAAAAGGUGGUUCAUAAUGCACAGCGGAGACCAAAUGAUGGUAGAGUGUAUUCGAAACCCAACGUUAAAAUGAGUCCUCAACAACAACAACAACCAACAGUUCAAAAGUCGAUUUUAGAGCAGUUGACAGAAUGGGGGAAAAACCAACAAUCACAAUCAAGAGUCAGUGUGCCAAAUCAACAUUUGCCACAAAAGAGAGUCAGUGUGCCAAAUCAAAAACAUUUGCCACAAACGAGAGUUAGUGUGCCAAAACAACAACCACAACAACAUUUAUUCCCGCCACAAUUACUGAGACUUCACCAAGUCACACAACCGUUUGGAUAUCACCUGGUAUCUAAUAGCACUUGUGGUGAAAAAAUUUUUCCAUACGUUUACAAGUUUUACAUUUGGAAACAAAAACUAGCCCAAUUAGUUAAACUAAAUGAAAGUAUAUUCUCAACAGAUGAGUUGAAAGACAAUUUUGAUGCACUUUAUGUUUACUAUGAUACAGCAAGACGGAACCUUGCUAGAAGAUUGAUCAAAGAAUUAUUACCUCUAGAUGUGCAAUUUUUUUCUUUGAGUCAAAUCCUGAGUACAAUAUCGUUCAAAAUGAGCGAUAUACAUGUCGAAGGGGGCAUUUACCGUAUUUGUUUUUUAAUACAUAGUAUCAUUGAUGGAUGUGAGGAGGUUUGUCUCACACCAUUUACUAAAAAAUUCUAUAAUAAUAUUAAAUCAUCAAAGGAAAGGAUGGAUGAACGUUCACGUGAAGUUUCAGUAUUUACUAGUUUGCAAUUAAAACAACUCGAAAGACAAAUCCGAGAAUACCAUUCGAUACAAAAUUGGAUCCAAAAUUGGAUCCAACAAGCAAAUCGUAAAACAAAUGCACCAAACAAAAGAAAAGCAACUGUGAUACUAAACGAUCAAAAUUUUGAACAACAACCUAAACGAAAUGAUAAAUUGAUCUUGCCAAAGGUUUUGGUACCACCACCAAAUGCUGAAAUGCAAUCUGGUCAAAAGUCACAACCUCGAGAGACGUUUCGCAAGCCACAGAAUUUGUCGCGACCACAAACGGGUCUUUUGUCAAAUGGACAAGAACCAAAUUUCGCGUUUUCGGUACCACAAGUACCAAAUGUUCAGGUGGCUAAAACGACGUCACAGGAAACGGUACCAAACCCGAAUCUUCGAUCUUUGUUAAGUACCCAAACUAGUGUUGGGUCAGUAUCGAAACCCCAAGUACCUGAUACUACUGUGCAAUCAACAGAAACCAAAGAGUCUAGCGACGAAGCGAAGAGUGAGGAAGUGAUCGAUUUAACAUGGAUUGAUAAUGCGGACGAGAAGGAAAUCUACGAUGAAAUAAUCGAGUGUAAAGUGUUUGAGUUUAAGGAUGAGAUUGAGAAAAAAGAGAUAGAUCGAGAAGUUAUUUCACCGGUUGAUAGUGGUUUAGGGAGUCCAGUUUUGCAAACAGAUGAUGGUUUUAAAUGUCUUUGUGGUAAUAAAGCCAUCUUUGUUUGUGCAUGUCAAUCGUCAAUGUAUUGCAGUCAGAACUGUCAAAUAAACGACUGGGCGUACCACCAAAGACUUUGCAAUAAAUUGAUUAAUUGAACUACAGUAUUAAUUUGUUAUUUGAAUUCUUGUUAUUUUAUUCAAGAUUAUCUAGUUGGUAUUUAAUCUUGUUGAUUACUUUAGUAUUUUUCCAUAUUUUUGUACUUUCUUACGGAUUUACCAUGUUGAAUAAACUGUUUGUUCUUCA
Messenger RNA from Tribolium madens (black flour beetle), 3405 nucleotides. RefSeq lists its product as uncharacterized. Bases 657 to 3257 code for a protein of 866 amino acids. The transcript is spliced from 9 exons. The record is from RefSeq and is a predicted model, not a curated record. Lineage: Eukaryota; Metazoa; Arthropoda; Insecta; Coleoptera; Tenebrionidae.